AAGAAACGAAGAAAGCUAAUAAGUCGAUAGAAAACUGACAAAUAUUCGUAGUUUUGUUUUAGCUUGUGUUCAAGUAGGCACUGAAAAUUGUCUCACUAUUUUAUUUAAACAAAAAUAUAUAUACAUAACAUUAAUAUCAUUUAUUAAAAUGUCUUUUACUGAAAUACAUCGAGUAACUCCGAAAGCUAAGCUUUAUUCCGGUUGUGGGGAUGGAGCGGGACUGCGUCUUGCUUCUUCUGUAUCUACCGAUAAUAAUAAAAAGAGAAUUCCGAUACCUUCGUGUCGUCGUUUUGCGACACGGCCCGUCACAGAAGAAAGCGACGUAAGAAAAAAGUUGGAACGAGCUAUAAUCGAAUUUGAGACUCCUACAAAGCAAAAAAAACCUAGACGAAAAAGUAUGACUAUGGCAGAAAUAACACCUACCAAAAGGAAACCUAAGUCAAAAGUUAACGAAGGAUUUAUAACUGACGUUGAAACUACAGUUACAGAGGAAAGAAUGGCGUCUCGACGGUCACGAAUAGACGCCGGUCGUCGCGUGUACAAAUUUCUGUUACUGAAUGCGUGGCGUCGGUGUCGAACUGAAGUCGCGACACUCGGUGAAUCAUUGAAACAAGUUAAAGCACAGAACAGUCAAUUACAAAUGCAAGCAGAUGUCCUACAAAAAUUAAGAGAAAGCGAAUGUAAGAGAAGAGACCAAGCCGUUACAGAAAAUGGUGCCCUUAAAGAAGAAAUACUUGCAUUAAUGAAAACCAACAAUUUGUUGUUAGAGGAUAAGAAAUGCUUGGAUGAAAGGAUUUGUAGGUCCGAAGAGGAGAAGAUGUCUUUAAAAGCUGACAUAUUAAAUGUACAAAGUAAUCUUUUAAAUCUAAAAGCGGAAAUGAAAUGUAUGGAGGAAACUCUCCAGAAUGAAAGAUUCAAGAUUACCUCUUUAAAAGAAGAAUUACAUGUAUUGAGGGAAAAGAUCGCACUUUCCGAAAAGGAUGCGUCCGUUAACCAAGAAAUAACAAAAAAACUGAAGGAAGCGAUUGUUAUAUUGGAAAAUAAGCUGCUGGAGGAAAGACAAUGCGCGAUUAAGCAGGAUGCGAUUCUUGCAACUCUAAAGAGACAAUGUAUACAAGAUAAAGAAGAAAACGAAAAAUUACAUGACACAAUUGAAAUUUUAUUAUCGGAAAAAAUAGAAUUAGAAAACGAGGUGGAGAAGAACGCUGAAAAAUUUAACGAAUUCGAGGAAGAUAAAGAUAAACUCGAAGAUCAAAUACAAAUAUUGAUGAUGCAGAUAGAAACACUGAAAGUCUCUCUUCGUAAUGAAAGAAACAAGCCUUGGUGGAUAACUACUCGAGAUAUGUUUAGGUAUCCAUUUGCACUGCUUAAAAUUGCGGCUGUUACAAUGCUUCCAGCUUUACCGCAAUUACCAAACGACGACUCUGAAAACAAUUCUCGAAUGGAAUGAAAUGUCCUGUUAAUACCUUUAUGUGCCCCCUUCCCUUUUAUAACCCUUAUACAUAUGUAUUUUAAUGUUUAAGUUACAUACUUAAAAGAAUGUUUGUAAAAAAAGUGAUAUUAUAAUACGAAUUAUUACUAAUAUGUAUUUAAACAAAUCUGUAGAUUAAAUACA
Molecule: messenger RNA, 1615 nt
Organism: Agrilus planipennis (emerald ash borer)
Lineage: Eukaryota; Metazoa; Arthropoda; Insecta; Coleoptera; Buprestidae
Product: sporulation-specific protein 15-like
Exons: 6
Coding region: 149-1450 (433 amino acids)
Source: RefSeq, a predicted model, not a curated record